UGUUUAAUUGCGGCUUUGAAUGAACUGAAUUGUUGCUUUUUAACGCAUAUUAUAUAUAAUAUGUCGGAUUGCACACGGUCACUUCUUCUCUGAGGUUUUCCUGGCAACACGCAGAAUCCGUAACAAUGCUACAGUAGGUGAUUGGCGCUCAUCAGCACCUGAAGCCACAACGAUCCCUUUGUUUAAUCAUGAGCAUCCAAUCUGAGUGUGGAUGGAGUGUGUGAAUUGUGUAGAGCUCCAUGAGCUCAGGCCCUCGGGACAUGGCAUCGAAAACACUUCUUUCUGUAAUGAGGAAGAGGAAACCAGGGUAUGUGGUGUUAAUUCCAGGACAACAAGUCAACAUUUCCCCUCUGACAGUGGCGGUGGAACUAGCUCUCAGAUUCUUCAAGGAGAUGUUUACUCGGAUGAAGAACAAGAACCAGUAUAUGAAGAGCAUUCUGUUGAUUACAGCUUCAUGUUGGCAUUGGUUUUUCUCAUAAGUGGAAUUGUUUUAGUUGUCAUUGCCUACAUCAUUCCACGGGAGGCUCAAAUAAAUCCAGACCAGGUUACAGCACGCCAGAUGGAAAAGUUGGAGAUGUACUAUGCGCAGCUCAGCUCUCACCUUGAUAAGUGCAUCAUUGCUGGACUUGGCUUACUCACUCUAGGUGGGAUGCUCUUGUCAGUUCUGUUAAUGAUUUCUCUAUGCAAAGGUGAACUUUAUCACCGCAAAAAAUUUGGCAUUUUAAGGAGAUCUAUGAAGUCCUAUGGCUCAAUAAACAUGAGGAUGGGACAGUUAGCAUCUGGAAAUGGAAGUGAACCUAUCACGGAGUGUUAUUCAAGCACAGACACUUAGGAUGCACUUAGUGCUGAAGAAAAUCUAAGGCAACCUCAGUAGCACAAGCCCAAACAGUGCCUGCCACUCAAAUAGCCGAUUCCCAAAUGGCUCCUUACUUCUAUAGACUGUAAGUACACAAUGAACAAAUGAACAUGAAGAGACACUUUAAUGAUAUAAAAGGUACCAUAUAUUUGAAUCUUAGCUGGGAUUAUAUAAGAUCAACCUGUAAAAGAAUACAAGAACACUGAAUAUAUAAAACAGUCCAAGGGUGCCAUGACCUACUGCGAUAAAAUUUUUCCCUUCUUCUACCAAACAAAAUGCAGCAUAUGAAAGUAUAUAUUAACUAUAAUAACUUGUAAAUAAUUUUAUACAGGUUUGUUAAAUUAGAUUUCUGAAAGAUAGCAGUCUGAAACCCCUCACAACAUUGCCUUAACCAUUAUAAUCUGUCGAUUAGGCCAUCCUUAAAAAAUAUUCUUGUUUGCUGUAACCCGACCGACCCUGUCAAUUUAGGACCAACUCAAAUGUAUUUUUUUUUUUGCUUUAAGUCCGACCGACUUGACGGUUGUAAAUUUGCGUUAAAAAAUGUUUCUCUUUUUACAACAGAAAUGUGAAUGGUGUGUUUGACUGAAGGCACAGGUUGAAGACCCAGUCAGUGACAUCACAAUAUGCUAAUUUGUUUAAAUUCAUACCUACGCAAUCACCAUCACCAAAAUUGUACUUGUAAAAAAAAAAAAAUAGACCUACCUACCGACCCCUUUUUUUUUUUCUCUCCUUUCUUUCUUUUACUGUUACUGCAAACCAAAAUAUUUUAAGGAUGGCCUUACACUUAUGAAUUAGGAUAGGACAUUAAGAAUAGGCAAUUUAGAAAUUGUUGCGUUUUAUUUUGUUGUAGUGAAGCCUCAAAUUUAUACAGCAGAGCAUAACUGAUACACAGAUUUUAUAUGCAAGAAAUACAUAAAUGACAGCAUAGAAGCAUAUAUUCUGAAAAGUCACAAUAUUCACAUUUAUUAUACAAGUUUAAUAUACAUAUAGAAAAGUACAUUCUGAAAGAAUACAGUUGUGAAUAGUUAUAUAGUACUA
This is a messenger RNA of Tachysurus vachellii, 1894 nucleotides long. RefSeq names its product transmembrane protein 74B (gene tmem74b). The record is from RefSeq and is a predicted model, not a curated record. Lineage: Eukaryota; Metazoa; Chordata; Actinopteri; Siluriformes; Bagridae. Bases 212 to 832 code for a protein of 206 amino acids. The transcript has 2 exons.